AUGGCAAACAAAUACUUACUUCCUCUGUUUCUCCCUCUUAUAGUCAUCUCUUCUGUUUCAGCUAACUUUCAAAGAGACGUUGAGAUCACUUGGGGAGAUGGUCGUGGACAGAUCACGAACGAUGGAGAGCUUCUCACUUUGUCUCUUGACAAAUCAUCUGGCUCUGGUUUCCAAUCCAAGAACGAGUACUUGUUCGGUAAAAUCGAUAUGUAG
Eruca vesicaria subsp. sativa (arugula) is the source of this 213-nucleotide messenger RNA. Lineage: Eukaryota; Viridiplantae; Streptophyta; Magnoliopsida; Brassicales; Brassicaceae. The record is from the annotation of a GenBank genome assembly.